UCGAUACGGCUUACGGUAGUAUAACCGCGACAGUGUUACGGCGUGGAUGUAUGUCCCAAGUCAUUUCGUAUCCGUUUUGACAUCUGCGAUAAUGCAAUAGCUUUAUUUAUAAACAAACAAUUUUGCAUAAUUUGCUCAAAGGUUAUGUGUGUUGUGCCGUUGUUAAAAUUGUACAAUGUCAUUCCAAUCAUAGAAGAAGAAGAUAUUACCUUCUCGAUUAUUAAUGCUAAUUUAUUAAUGAUUCUGAUAAACCGCAUAGUAAAUUAUAUUGAAAUCAGUUUGUAAUUCACCGAGACGAAAAUGUUAUUGAAAACGCGAGUGCAAAUGUUUGACAAGAACGGCCAUCAAAAUCAAUGAACGAUUUAUAAUUAACGGCAAUACUCCAUCUAGACACAACUAUAUCAAGGCUAUAGUGCAUUAGUGUGUAAAUUAAUAGAACAAUGCCUGGCAAGGAUUGCAUUGUGAAGUUACUACACGCAAGUUUAAAAUAGGUAAAAAUAUAAUGUGAACGGUGAACUAAUAAUUAGUGAUGAACAAACGCGGUCGACGAAGUUCGGGGAUGGUAAGGCUGGGGAGGUGUGUAGCGUUCCUGGCUGCUGCAGCAUUCCUGCUGCCAUUUACAAUUCUGCUGAUGGUUGCGGAUCAGCAGUACAACUUCACUUACAACUCCAGACGCGUCUUCUAUCAAGAGAGUGACUUCUAUAAAAUUAACGGAACAUUAAUUGAGCCUAAUACAACACCUUUUUUACGGACCCAGUAUGUUUACGAGAAUGGAUCUCACGACGAAAGUUUAUUGCCGAGAGAAAAGUUCCUGGAGAUCGGAGCAAGAAUGGAUACAAGACGCGAUUACCUGAGGAGCGAAUGUUCUAGACUGGGCCUAGAUGGGUCUGGGCAUAAAGCCUACGCUUGGGAAUACCUCAUCAAUCGACAGUACCACGUCAUCUGGUGUAACAUCUUCAAAGCGGCGUCAACGUCAUGGAUGUACAACUUUAAUUUGAUGGCGAAUUACACGGCGGCGUUCUUGAAUAGAACCAAAGAGGUGCCUUUAGAGUUAGCGAGAAAAAGAUACGCGAGGCCGAACGUAGAGAUGAUAAGGAAGGCGCAGGGAGACUCUAUAACCUUCCUGAUAGUGAGGCAUCCGUUGGAGAGACUUGCCUCGGCGUACAAUGAUAAGAUCGUGCACGCUUGGCCGAAGUCGUUUCACGAUAAAAUGGGACAUCGGAUCAUAAGGAAAUAUAGAAAGGCUAAAGAAUCGAAGCCUGCACCAACGACGCGGUAUCCUGUGUUUGAAGAGUUCGUGUCAUACGUGCUGGAUGAAGCUAAAGCAAAACGUACACUCGACAUGCAUUGGACCCCAUACACCAGCUUCUGUACUCCGUGCAAGUUCAACUUCGAUGUAAUCCUGAAGUUCGAAACCCUAGAUGAGGAUCAGAGGUUUCUUAUCCAAAUGGCACGUCUUCAAGAAGUGAUACGGCCGGAAUGGCGUAACAGUGGUAAAGGGACGAACACUCUUCAUAACAUUAACCAUCUGUAUUCGAGGAUCAGCAAGUCACAACUUGAUGGACUGUUCAACUUGUACAAAUAUGAUUUCCUGCUGUUCAACUAUACAGUUGAGAAUUACUAUGAAAUCGUGCAAUCGGAGGACAGCAUGACGCAUCGCUGAUUAAAUAAUAAUAAUAAACAUGUUUAUGAUGGUGUGAUCAGCAUUCGAACAAUGAAGAGGAACUGGAGAGACUCUUGAGUCGCGCAGGGCAUUAUUAAGAACCAUAGAUAAUUGAUUAUCUUUUAUUAGACGUGGCCGUAAGAGCUAAGUUAGUAAGUAAGCUAACUUCUUACUCUAUCUUAUAAACUCAUAUUAAUUCUUACUUUAUCCAAACCAUAGAAGUUUGAAGAUAUAACGGUUAGAGACUGUGUACUGUAUCUACACAGAUUAGCUGAUAAUGUGUGAUUUGGAUUUUUUUUUUUUUUUUGGUGUUUCCGUUCUUACCAACUAAUUCAAAAUAAGAGGACUAGAAAUUAAUGCCAAAGAAUGUUCAAAUACGUAAUACGUAAUUGAAAAAAAACUUGAAUGAAUUAUUGCAAAUUGAUCCAUAUUAUAAUCAAGCGUCCUUAUAGAUUAGCAAAUUUUUGAGUAAACCUAAUUCCUUAAACAUAACAAUAUACUUGUUCUUUUACUGUGCAAAUAAUACAGUAUCUAACUUAUGAUUAUGGGGGCCAUUUAUGACCGUUAGCAACACUUGCAAAUCACGAUAUAUGAUGAUGAUGGCACUUCGUAUAGUUUUUUUAACCUUUUAUUGGUACAACUAGUUCGUCUCGAAAUUUAGUAUAUAUGUAUUAAUUAUAGUGUACCUCGAAGAUUAAGUUCAAUGAACCUAUUUACGUCAAACAUUGAGAAUCAUAGUUGUACAUUAUGUAGAUUUAUUUUUGUGGUACAUCACUAUAAUGUAUUUUCGAACGAAUUAAUUUUAAGUACCUAAAUAUAUCGAAUUAAAAUGGUGGGCAUUUUCAUUUAUGAGUUAUUAAACAAAAUAAAUAUAACCAAAGUUAAUAUAAAUAAGUGAGACUAAAAAGUAGUAGUAAAAGUAUCAUAAUAAUAUUAGCGAAAGUAAAACGCCUGGUUCUGUUGCCAACUGCACAAUAUUUUAUAGGCACUAGUUAAAGGCUGUUUCCAAUUUAACGUUAAAAAGAAAACUAACUAAUUUGCAUUCACUAAAAUAUAUUUUUGAAUUAAGAAAGGAACAAAAGGAAUAAAGAAAACCAAAAAAAAAUUAUAUUGUGUCCCGGCUUCUCAAUAAAGAAAUCCUAGGUAUAUUUACCUUAUCGUCAGUAUCUGGAUAUCUUAAUUAUCUACUGAGUCGGCAGUAAUUGUAUCUAAGUUAAUAGCAAAUCUAAGAGCCUAAAAACGACCUUAUGCUCUUAGAUUUGAUAAAUUUUAGAUGAAGUAUGAAGUUCAGAUAAUAAUCGGUACACGAGUUGCUAUUAACGGAUGUGUCGGCCGAGUGUCCGCGAAUUUUACUAAUUCAUAUAGUCAUCGGCUGACUCAACUUAGAGCUUAUCGAUAGUUCAGUUGCCGACCCAUCACUAAUCAUUACGGGUAACUCGCAGCGCGUUGUAUAUCUGAUGAAAUAUUUGUAAACUUCUGUAGAUUAAUCACGUGCUUCCGUAGUGUAGAAUAAGCAAGAAGUCCUUAUAUAAUUAGGUACCUACAUAUUAUCUAUAUAAAUAUUUUGGUACGGUAAAUAAGUUUCUUUAUAAUAAUGUAUAAAUAAUUCUAAGCGAUAGGCACAUAGUUUAUUAAAAUCUUAUGCAAACUAAAUUUCUAUCAUUAUACCCAGCUAUUUUGUUGGGUAUACUGCAAAGCAAAGCAAAAAAAAAUUUUGGGAAAUGUAUUAAUUAAUUUUACUGUAAAUCAUAUAUGAGAAUUGUUAUUUGCUAAAUAUAUUUUGUUAUUGAAAAAUCAUAUUUGUAUAAAUACUGUCAUAUUCAGCUGCCCAUGGUGACAUAAAUCUGCAGUGCGCUAGUGGUAAUUCAUGGAUAUCCGAUGUCGUUCGCAGCACUAGUGGUACGUAAUAGAUGUCAAUUUACUAUGAAAGAAUCGGCAGGCAUGUGUGGCCUGGGCUUAUCGUUAUAGACAUGUUUUAUGGCACCUCGGGCAGGGCAUGUUUUGGAUUCAUAGUUGGUAUUUCUAAACCAUUUUGCUAAUUAUUAUUUUCACGCACAAUGUUCUUUUAUAUAUAUUCUAAAUGUAGUUUUUCUGGAACCUUUGUCUAAUAUCUAACAAUAAUAUUGGAAAUUGCCCAUUGACUAUGGCAUUACGGUUUUACCCAGAGGUUUAAGUAGAAAGCAUCGGGGCGCUAGAGACAUAAGUUUACUUGUGUGGUUGUGCGUCGUCAUUUAGCGAUUACCGAUAUCGACACCUAGAAGUAUUAGUAAAUGGUUUGCACUUAUCGAUAAAUGACACCACAUGCAUCUGUCCCUAGCUCACCGAUGAUGUACAGAAACUAUUUUUUAAACAUUUAUUUAUAAUUUUUUAUUAUACAUUUCCGUCUUAUAACCAAGUUAAUGCCAGCUUUGAGACAAGCCUUUUUGUUAUAUUUCCGUUUAGAAAUGUGUGUCUUUUAGACAAAGAUUUUGAUAUAAUUCAAUCACAUUUUUAAGAUAUGUAUUCUUUUAUAAGGUUCAAGAUCCUAGCGGGACCUAUAGUCGUUUUAAAAAAAAGUCUAUUUAUCUUGUAUUUUAAUAACUUAUUAAAUACUUACCUCCUUUUUUUAUCCGUAUAAAUCAUUUUCAAAAUUUAAAUUCAUUUAUCUACUAACUAGUGAUGCGGAUAUUGAUUAUUCGUCAAGUUUCUGGUUAUUGUUACCUAGAUACAGUUAAAUAUUACGAUGUUCAUUAUACUUUAGUACAGUAUUAAAUAUUAUUCUUUAUCAGUAAAAUGAAUGUUAUGUAAUAUACCUUGUUAAGAGUUUAAUCAACUUAUAAUACCUUUACGAUAAUAUUUUUGAGAUUAACUCACGCUAAAGUAAAAUUACAAUACACAUACAGCUGAUAUGUAACUUUGAUGUGUAUAGGUAUGAAGGAAGGAAAAGUCGUUGGUUACUUUUAAAAGGUUUAUAUUAGAGUAAAAUUUACAGCAACACGACAUAAUAAUAGCUAGAGCAUGUUCUUAACUUAAUUCAAAUUUAAGUAAUAUUUAUUAUUCAACCUAGUGUGACUAUGCCUUAACAAAAGGAAGUUUAUGUUAGUAAGUAUAUUUAUUUAUCCGUCGCUCGGCUGAAGGCAAUGUAAGUAAAUAAAUAUACGGUUUUAAUUUGUUAUAAGUAAGUACUGUUAAACUGUAUUGGCUAUUUUUAGUUUGUAAAACAAACUAACACACAUGUUAUCAGAAAAUUGCGUGAAUUCCGGAAAAUGUUAACUUCAAGUUCAUGUUGUGUUUUACUCAGUCUUUAAGUCGAUUUGUUGUUAAUGAACUUAGGUGUUUAAAAUUGUGCAGAGGUAUAUAUAAAAUAUUUAGUAUGUUGGUCCUUUACAUAGGCUGUACGUAUUUAUUAAACUAUCUGUAUGCAUAUUAUUAUAGAUUAGGUAUAUAGCUGGAUGUUAUAAAGAUCUAUAGAUGAUACAUAGUAGUAUGGAGCGAUUAGUAGAUAUAACCAUAGACUUGUAAUAUAUCUAAAAGUUGUCUAUGAAUUUAUAUUGUUAUUUAGAUUUAUAGCUACUUAAUGUCUUUCAUUUUCUUCGAUUACUGUUAAUAGGCAUAUAUUUUAAACUGUUUCAAUUACAUAUUCUAGUACAAUAGAAACUUGAUUAUACGGACCUCAGUUAUACGGACUCGCGAUAAUUCGGUCUACGAACCGCCAUCUUACAUACCUAUUAGUCGAAUGUAUGCAAGCAUGAAAGUGUCGUAACUGGCAUAACACCAUCCUAUGUGAAUGUUACUUGAUGCAACAACAAUAAUAAUAAAACAACAACAAUAGAACUAUCUCAUGAUGAAGCACUUCAUGUCAUGGAAACAACUCUGAAGUUGUUUGAAAAACAAACAGAGCGAUACUGUGAGUUUACUACAGCUAAAACGAAUUCGUGAUGUAGCAGCAAUAAAGUUUUUUUUUUUCAUGGAAGAGGUAAGCAAACGAGCGGACGGGUGUUAAGUGAUCACCGCCGCCCAAAUUCUCUUGCAACGCCAAAGGAAUCACAGGAUCGUUGCCGGCCUUUAAGUAUUUUUUUCCUUUUCAAUAAAAAAAUAAAAAUAACUUCUUAAUAAACAUUUAUUUUUGUGGAUAUACAGUAUUUAUUGUUUUUAAUAAACAUAACAUUACGCCAUAUGCACAACGCCCACUUUUCUUCAUAUAACUUUUCGAUUAUCUCGAAUGUCUCAAGACAACAAUUAGUCCGGUUAAUCGAGUUUGUACUGUAGUUGGGUAUAUACCCCAAGUAACUAACUUAUAUAAGUUUCAUCGACCAAUCGAGUUAUAAGAUUUCUAAAUUAUAUAUAGGUAUAUAUUAUGGCUUAUAUAGAAAACAAAAAAAAUGCAAUCGCAAAACAGUAGAUUUAAUAACCUAAGUGCGUACGAUUGCAAUUUAUUAGAACCGAUAAUGAUAGUAAUGGGUCAUUGAUCGAAAUUCUAAGUUCGCGACUGCAUCAUAGAAUUCAUAAUAAGCUUGUUUAUUUUUAAGUUGUUUCUAUAACAGUGUAAUCCGUUAAUAAAUAAUAACUCGAUGAAUUUAUCUGAAAUUAGGAAGAAAUUACUUACUUGUUUGUGAUACUUUUACUUGAUCUGUACAUAAUUCUUGUAUGUAAAGCAUUAAUUUACAAACACUAUCAUAUCAACUAUUUAAGUUAUAUACCUAAAGCUAAUUUUCGUGGUAAUGAAUUAUUUUAAAAAACUUACAGAAAUUUAUAUAUUUCAUCCUUUAUGGUAAUAUUGGCUUAUAUAUACCACCUGCAAACACAGUAUUUCAAAAUUUUUGAGAUUGAAAAUAUAAUUGAUUAAAACAUAUCAGGUAGCAUAUACUCUCAGGUUAAUUAAAAAUCAAUAGAAUACUUUCAAGAACAAAUUAUGUAGAACGAAUAAAAUGUCUGGUUUUGAAUCGUGAGCUUGAAAAUCGACAAUAGACGAAUAUUUCAUAUUUUACCUUAAACUUGAACUUAAAUCGCUGAUGUGAUAAAGCCGGAACCUGUUAUUGUUUUUUCCGCUUUCCAAAGAUUUUGAUAAUUAAGGUUAAAUUUUAAUGAAUAACACAUUAUAUUUGUAAGAUUAUACUACCUAUAUAAAUUCCUGAAAUCUACUCUAAUGUCAAACACUAGCUGGCCCCGGGACAUUGUGUGUUGUCAAACUUACCAACUUACAAGAGCAACAACUAUAUUUUUAGCUCGACAAGAAGUCUAUUCACCUUCGCUGUGCCACUCAGGAAUUUUGAAAACCCAAAAUUGUAAGCGGCACCCCAGUGACGCUCGUCGCAAUGAGUUGAGAUGUUAAAUACCUUAAGUACCCGUAAUUUCACUGGGAACACCCAUCAAAGUACACUCACAACUAGUGCUUGGCAUCAGAAAAAUGCGUAGCUGUGGUACUCUUGCCGGCAUGCUGAGCAAAGAAACUAACCAGUAAAAAUCAAAUUCAAAUAGUCGCCCCAUAAAAGUGACACCAUCUGUCCGUAGCACAACGCACAUCUGUACGGGACCGGGGGCAACUAGUUUUUGAUAAGUAAGAUAAGUAGUAAAGCUUAUAUCAAUUCAGAGUUGUAAGUAUAGAACUUAUUAGUGUAGCCUCUAAUGUAGUUAAUUGGAAUGAUUAGACCAAAAAGCUAUGGCCUACGCACGUAACUGGAAUGGUGCUAUACUUUUAGAAUUGAUCUCAUAUCAUAUUAUCAUUUAUGAGAGGAGCGUGAUGUUGCUAUAGUAUAGAUAUAUAAUGUAAGGGUCGGUUGUGUUGACGUUCAAGAGUUUAAUUCAUUAGCCGGUAGAGAAAUAAAUACAAGUUGCGCAUUA
This is a messenger RNA of Leptidea sinapis, 7483 nucleotides long. RefSeq names its product carbohydrate sulfotransferase 11. Gene Ontology annotation, cellular component: membrane. Gene Ontology annotation, biological process: carbohydrate biosynthetic process. NCBI's taxonomy places the organism in Eukaryota, Metazoa, Arthropoda, Insecta, Lepidoptera, Pieridae. Bases 530 to 1663 code for a protein of 377 amino acids. The record is from RefSeq and is a predicted model, not a curated record. The transcript has 8 exons. Gene Ontology annotation, molecular function: sulfotransferase activity.